Stereum hirsutum FP-91666 SS1 is the source of this 567-nucleotide messenger RNA. RefSeq lists its product as uncharacterized. The transcript is spliced from 4 exons. Lineage: Eukaryota; Fungi; Basidiomycota; Agaricomycetes; Russulales; Stereaceae. Bases 1 to 567 code for a protein of 188 amino acids. The record is from RefSeq and is a predicted model, not a curated record.
AUGGAACUCUUCGGUCAUUCUACCCCCCAAUCCGUCCUCCUCGAGUCCUUCCACCCGCCCCUCGGCCUCAACGUCGCUUGCUGCGUGCCCCACGUCGUGACGCCCGUUAGGGAGGAGAAGAUGUGGAGUUUCAGUGGCAAUUAUUUUAGGACCCAGAAUUCGGCGGUGCAGGAUGUGGUGAGAUGUCAUGGGCAAGCGUUUAUUUUUGUGGACACACGCCAAACUCCGCUGUUCAUCGUCCGUAACAAAGUCUUUCCGUUCCACGAGACACAGCUGAUCGAGGCCAUGGACGUCGGUUCCUCACACAUGACCGCCUCCUUCCACGGCCUCGCCUCCGCAAGCGCCGCAUCCUCCUCUCACGACCUCAUCGAACUCGAGAGUAAAGGGGACUGGUUCGAACGAUCCGCAAUAAUUACCCUCCUCAGCACCGAAAGCGUCAUCGGCCAGAUAUCGAGGAAGAUUUUGAAUAUGGGGUGGCUGCGCGGCAGCAGACUGGGCGUUGUGGAGGUACGGAACUACUUGGAGGAGGAGGGGAUCGGGACGUGGUCGCUCGGUCUACUGAGGUAG